Molecule: messenger RNA, 513 nt
Organism: Aegilops tauschii subsp. strangulata
Lineage: Eukaryota; Viridiplantae; Streptophyta; Magnoliopsida; Poales; Poaceae
Source: RefSeq, a predicted model, not a curated record
AUGGAUCAGAUAAUGGGGAAGGCAGGCGGGUACUUGUUCAACCAGCAGGCCAGCAAGGAGAUGAGAAACGUCGGCGACGACCUCAAUAGUAUAUCAAGCAGCAUGGGAGAUGGAGCCAAAUGGAUGGUCAACAAAAUAAAAGGAAAAAUGCAGAAACCAUUGCCUCAACUCCUAAAGGAAUACGACCUUCCAAUGGGCCUCUUCCCACAAGACGCGACCAAUUACGAGUUUGACGAGGAGACAAAGAAGCUCACGGUGCACAUCGCGUCGGCGUGCGAGGUUGGCUACAAGGAUUCGUUGGUGCUCCGGUUCUUCACCUGCGUGACCGGCAAACUCAACAAGGGGAAGCUGUCGGAGGUGGAGGGCAUCAAGACCAAGAUCCUCAUCUGGAUAAAGGUGACCGCCGUCAGGACGGAAGCCUCCAAGGUGCAUUUCUGCGCAGGCUUGAACAAGACCCGGAAUCGCGACGCCUAUGAGGUUGUCAGGGACGGUGUUUCAAUAGACAAGUUCUAG